AUGGCUCGAUUUGCUAUCUUAGUCCUCUUAGUGACCACGCUCAACGUUAUCUGCAAUGCUGCUCCCAGUGAAAGGCAGGAAGCAUUUGACGUGACUACCACCAGCGAUCGCUGGUCUUGGACAGAUUGUAGCGAUGGCUCAUUCCCAGUGCACAUUGAGAGCAUUGAAAUCUAUCCCGACCCGCCUGAGAAAGGAAAGGACAUGACUGUCACAGUUGUUGGCACCGCGGAUAAGCAGAUUGAGGAGGGCGCAUAUGCAGACGUCGUUGUUAAAGUUGGUGCUAUCAAGCUUCUUCAAAAGGAGUUCGAUGUUUGCGAGGAAGCGCGAGGUGCAAAUGCUAGUAUCCAGUGCCCUGUUGCUGAAGGCAAGCACCAGGUCAUACACACCGUGACACUGCCGAAAGAGAUUCCUCCUGCUCCAUUUGCUGUCAGCAUACGCGGUUACACAGUGGAUGACGAGGAUAUGGCAUGUGUCGAAAUGAAGAUUGACUUUAGGCCUCAGAGACCCCGUCUGUUGGGCUGGUAAUCGUUCUUGCAGGAUGUUAUGACUCACGGGGCACGCUCUUAUUUCACGAAUCUGAUGUCGUUUGUAACGUCUCGUACUUCAUCCGCUUUGUUCUGUAUACGCUAAGCAUCUUUUUUCAAGUUAUCCGCUAUGCAUGUUGUUCAGGAUGGUGGUAGACGAUGGCCGAUGCGUAGUGUUUGGAUUUUAUGUACUUGCUCUUGGUUCCG
Laetiporus sulphureus 93-53 is the source of this 731-nucleotide messenger RNA. RefSeq lists its product as uncharacterized. Bases 1 to 525 code for a protein of 174 amino acids. The transcript has 5 exons. Gene Ontology annotation, molecular function: sterol binding. Gene Ontology annotation, biological process: intracellular sterol transport. NCBI's taxonomy places the organism in Eukaryota, Fungi, Basidiomycota, Agaricomycetes, Polyporales, Laetiporaceae. The record is from RefSeq and is a predicted model, not a curated record.